Symphalangus syndactylus (siamang) is the source of this 3513-nucleotide messenger RNA. It is a transcript of the gene EMC2, whose product is annotated as ER membrane protein complex subunit 2. Lineage: Eukaryota; Metazoa; Chordata; Mammalia; Primates; Hylobatidae. Gene Ontology annotation, molecular function: protein binding. The record is from RefSeq and is a predicted model, not a curated record.
AAUAUUAGUUGAAUAAUGAAGUAUAGUUCCGGUCAUACACUAUACUGCCUCAAAGAAGAAAUGCGAGAUAAAAUGAGAAAAUGGAGAGAAGAAAACUCAAGAAAUAGUGAGCAAAUUGUGGAAGUUGGAGAAGAAUUAAUUAACGAAUAUGCUUCUAAGCUGGGAGAUGAUAUUUGGAUCAUAUAUGAACAGGUGAUGAUUGCAGCACUAGACUAUGGUCGGGAUGACUUGGCAUUGUUUUGUCUUCAAGAGCUAAGAAGACAGUUCCCUGGUAGUCACAGAGUCAAGCGAUUAACAGGCAUGAGAUUUGAAGCCAUGGAAAGAUAUGAUGAUGCUAUACAGCUAUAUGAUAGGAUUUUACAAGAAGAUCCAACUAACACUGCUGCAAGAAAGCGUAAGAUUGCCAUUCGAAAAGCCCAGGGGAAAAAUGUGGAGGCCAUUCGGGAGCUGAAUGAGUAUCUGGAACAAUUUGUAGGAGACCAAGAAGGCUGGCAUGAACUUGCAGAACUUUACAUCAAUGAACAUGACUAUGCAAAAGCAGCCUUUUGUUUAGAGGAAUUAAUGAUGACUAAUCCACACAACCACUUAUACUGUCAGCAGUAUGCUGAAGUUAAGUAUACCCAAGGUGGACUUGAAAACCUCGAACUUUCAAGAAAGUAUUUUGCACAGGCAUUGAAACUGAACAACAGAAAUAUGAGAGCUUUGUUUGGGCUUUAUAUGUCAGCAAGUCAUAUUGCUUCUAAUCCAAAAGCAAGUGCAAAAACGAAAAAGGACAACAUGAAAUAUGCUAGUUGGGCAGCUAGUCAAAUAAACAGAGCUUAUCAGUUUGCAGGUCGAAGUAAGAAGGAAACCAAAUAUUCUCUUAAGGCUGUUGAAGACAUGUUGGAAACAUUGCAGAUCACCCAGUCUUAAGGUUUCAAAAACUCUUUGACAUUAGAUUUCACAACUGCACAAUUGAACUUAUUGGCCUGUAACUUAUUUACUAAAUGCCCAGUGCUAUUUAUAUACUACAGUAAUUUUCUGUUAAGAAGGCAGUUGUAAAGAAUGUGUUUAUAUAAACCUAAAAAUGCCUUUUACUGCUAAGUGGGAAGAUGGGGUAAAUCCAUGGAAGAGAGAUUUAAGACUUACUGAUUGUACAUCAGUCUCUUCAUAUCACAUAUACAUAUAUAUAUAUAUAAAACUCUAAUGUAGAAUAACCUUGUUAAAUAAACCACGAUGAUUUAUUAAACUUGCGUAUGAAGAUUCUAACUUCAUUUUGUUAUAUUCACAGUGGAUAUAUUGUUUAAGAACUCAGUUUCUAGUUAACUCCUUACUGGUAAUAGCAAAGACACAGUAUGUGUAGCUGACCGAAGCAGAUUAUUUUGACUUCGUUUAUAUUGUCAAAUUGGAUUUUGCUGUACAUUCCAGUGGGCUAUUUGAAUUGUUUUAUCUGCUGUAAUAUCCUUCUGAUGAGUCUUGCUUAAAAUAUGUCAUUCUCCAAAGUUCAGCAAUAUUUCUUUGUAAAGUUUGUGUUUUGAUAUAGGACAUAAUUGAGAUUUUUACGUAUAAAAUGCCUUAAGGUAAAUGUGUUAUGACACUUAAAUUUAACUUUUAUUCAAGUUAUAUUUAUUGAACCCUUUAAUAGUAAAUUACAUGAAAGAAUAUUCAAGAAUCAUAUAGAGUAGGGAUUAAAGGGGUUGUAGUGGCUGAGUUAUUCUUAAUUUUGAAAAAAUAAGAAAAUUAAAACUAUCCUUAGAAACAAAAAUGAUAAAAUUUUCCUAUUCUAUCAUUACCUUAGUUAGAAUUUUUUAUUUUUCUCUUUUCAUAAUAAACAACCAUUAUGCUACCUUCAACAGUAUUUGACGUUUCAAUAAAAUAGAAGAGACUUUGAAAGUUAAAUUUCAUUUAGACACAAAUCGGUUUUUAAAAUAGCAACUGUUCACAGCAAAUAUUUAUGGUAUUUGCUUUAAUAAAUAUAUUUAAAUUUAUUUUUACUAAAAAUAUACAGAGGCAUCUGCAGACUUGUCAUUGCUGCUUUGGAGAAGUGGGGAUUGUGGAGGAAUUGACAAUCUAGAAGUGUUUAGAAAGAAAAGUAUUGUCAAUAUCAGCUUCUUUUAACCUUUUGAAUAGUUCUGCUAAUAAAUUAUUCUCCAUAUCUAAUCUUUCAUAUUACAGUCAUUUUCAUUUUAUUCUGCCAUGAGUAAUAGGCAGCUAAUUAAUAUAUUCUCUGAAAGAACUCUUCUCAUCUGAAGGUAAUUCUCUACUAAUCUUUGUUACCACAAAGAUCCCGUCUUUGUACACAUGAAAUUAGUAACUGCAUUUUCAACAUUGAACCAUUUGAAAUUUACAUAUUCUGUAAAGAAAAUAGUGCCUGCACGUUGUCUCACUACCUUUUCCCCUUCAAACCUCCUCCCCGUCAGUCACUGGAUUAGUGUUUACUCUAGCAAUUAUAUUUGUGUAAUAAGUAAUUCAGUGCCUCUUAUAGCUGUCUGCCUUAGUUUCACUUUUUUUUUUUUUUUUUUUUGAGACACUCUCGUUCUGUCACCCAGGCUGGAGUGCAGUGACGUGAUCUCAGCUCACUGCAACCUCCACCUCCCAGGUUCAAGCGGUUCUUGUGCCUCAGCCUCCGAAUAGCUGGGACUACAGGCAUGUGCCACCAUGCCUGUCUCAUUUUUGUAUUUUUAGUAGAGAUGGGGUUUCACCAUGUUGGCCAGGCUGGUCUCGAACUGCUGGCCUCAAGUGAUCUAUCCGCCUCAGCCUCCCGAAAUGCUGGGAUUAUAGGCAUGAGCCACUGAGCCUGGCCAGUAUCACUUUAUUUAUUCAAAAUUUUAAUAACUUCUUGCCAAGAUUUUAUAUUUGUUAAGCACAUUGCCAAUCCGUAGUAAUUUAUAAACUUCAACUUAAAUGUACUGAUAAUCCGUUACAGCAGACAGUUGCCUACAGCUAUUACCUUUAUUUCUUCUUUAACAGUACCUUAGUUUGAUCCAAUAGUGGCAAGGAUCCCUCUUCCUCAAAGAGAUUAGGACCUUACCCCAACUCCAGAGGCUGCACCUUUGUUGAUCUGAAACAGAAGUGGUAGUUUUAUUCCAUAUAGUCUGAUUAGUACGAGGCAGAACUUUUUGCAGUGAAGGAAAUCAACCAUCUAUUCUGUCUAUUGUGGUAGCUACUAACCAUAUGUGAUAUUGAGUACUUGAUAUGUGGCUACUGCAAUUGAGAAAUUGAAUGAAAUGAACAGAACUCUACUGAGAAGGGCUUUCCUUUCAAAUUAAAAAAUCAGAGCUUUGUGUGGUAACAGUCAUUGCCUCUUUCUCCUCUUUCUGGCCAGCAACAUGCCUAAAGGUGCAGCUGCCAUCAAACAACCAUGAAACAGCAAAUGUGAGAAUGAAAGUUACAUUUCAGAGAUGGAACUGAAGGAGGAUUAAGGGGAUCCCGGGUUCCUGAUAUGGCAUUGUUGAACACCCAAACCAAGAUGAGCAAUUGCCAAACUCCCCAAUUAUUACGUGAGAAAAAAUAAACUCCUGAUUGUUUAAGAUA